Aspergillus alliaceus is the source of this 2892-nucleotide messenger RNA. RefSeq names its product putative ATP-dependent RNA helicase (Hrh1). Gene Ontology annotation, molecular function: RNA binding. Bases 102 to 2603 code for a protein of 833 amino acids. Gene Ontology annotation, cellular component: catalytic step 2 spliceosome; intracellular anatomical structure. The transcript is spliced from 2 exons. NCBI's taxonomy places the organism in Eukaryota, Fungi, Ascomycota, Eurotiomycetes, Eurotiales, Aspergillaceae. The record is from RefSeq and is a predicted model, not a curated record.
GUCUAAUUGAGCGAACUUAUACCGUCUGCUUGCUUUUUCGCAUUAAUUCCUUCUUUUAUCACUUAGAAUUGUUUCUUUCAGCUAUUAUAGUAUCUUUCACGAUGCCCGAACGGGUGAAAACAGUCUUCGAAGAUCCGGACGAGGUACCCGCUGGCGGCGGAAAAGACAAAGUCACGACAGGGAAAGGGAGCACCGAGACAGAAUCCGCGAAAAGGAAGACGCCCAGCAACGAUGAUGACAAGAAGAAUAAAAAGAAGAAACGGAAGCAUAAUGAGCUGGCCGAGAACUCGAAAGCUCAAACUCCGGUAGCCGCAGAGGACCAGCCCGAGCCGUCGCGCAACUCCGAAGAGAAGGUCGUGAGUAAAAACAAGAACAAUGCGAACGUCGCAUCCGAUAAGUCGAAGCACAAAAGGAAGGAUCAGAAGCAGAGGCUAUUGAGGGAUACAAAGACGAACUUCAACUCGUUGAAGGAAAAGGCCAAUACGUUGUAUACGAUUCGCAAGAACCUUCCUAUCUUCCCUCACGCCGACGAGAUCCGACAAUGUCUGCGCAAGAACGAUGUGAUGCUUCUCAUUGGUGAGACUGGUAGCGGAAAGAGUACGCAGAUUCCUCAGUUUUUGGUCAAUGAGCAAUGGUGUCGGCCGACGAAGACAACGGUUGUUCAGGAGGAUGGAUCGCGCAAGGAGAUAGAGGUUGGUGGCUGUAUUGCUAUUACGCAGCCCAGGCGAGUUGCUGCGAUUUCGCUGGCCAGACGUGUUGCGGAGGAAAUGGGCACGCCGCUUGGGUCGUCGUCUCCUGCGAGCAAAGUCGGUUACUCCGUUCGUUUCGAUACGUCUACAUCUCCUAGUACACGGGUGAAGUUCCUCACGGAGGGUAUGCUGCUACAAGAAAUGCUGCACGACCCUUCAUUGACCAGGUACAGUGCGAUCGUCGUUGAUGAAGUGCACGAGCGCGGUGUCAAUGUUGAUCUUCUGUUAGGAUUUUUAAGAAACUUGGUCUCGGGGAAGCGAGAGGGACGAGGCGAAGUGCCACUGAAAGUCGUCGUUAUGAGUGCCACGGCGGAUAUGGAGAGCUUACUUGGGUUCUUUCAAGAAGGAUAUCAAGCUCAACACUCUGGAGAAGAAACGCAAAACGGCACGAAGAGUGUGACGGACGGGAAUGCCUCAGGAAAACCAAACGAUUCCGAAAAGAAGAAUGAUGAAAUUGCCGUCUGCCAUAUCAAGGGAAGACAAUACCCUGUAAAAACAAUUUACUCCCCUGAGCCAGUACAUGAUUUUGUCGACGCAGCGCUCAAGGUUAUCUUCAAUAUUCACUACAAGGAGCCAUUACCUGGAGAUAUUUUGGUCUUCUUAACUGGGCAGGAGACUGUAGAAGCCUUGGAGCAAUUGGUUAACGAGUAUGCUAUUGGAAUGGACCCUGCAUUGCCGAAAAUUCAAGUCCUACCAUUGUUCGCUGCUCUUCCUCAAGCCGCGCAGCAACGCGUGUUUGUCCCCGCGCCGCCUCGGACUCGCAAAAUCAUUCUGGCUACGAACAUUGCUGAAACCUCGGUGACUGUCUCUGGCGUACGGUUUGUCGUCGAUUGCGGAAAAGCCAAAGUGAAGCAAUUCCGCUCACGUCUUGGGUUGGAUUCCCUUCUGGUUAAGCCAAUCUCUAAAUCCGCUGCGAUCCAGCGUAAAGGUCGUGCUGGACGAGAAGCUCCUGGUCAGUGUUACCGCUUGUUUACUGAGAAGGACUACCUCGCCUUAGAUGAGGUUAAUACUCCAGAGAUUCUACGGUGCGAUCUCAGUCAGGCGUUGCUUAAUAUGAAGGCUCGUGGCGUCGAUAACGUCAUGGGAUUUCCCUUCCUGACACGGCCCCCGCGAGAAUCCUUGGAGAAAGCACUCCUCCAGCUACUGAGCAUUGAUGCGCUUGCAGAGUCUGGCGAUAUCAGCCCGAUCGGAUUGCACAUUGCCAAACUUCCUCUCACUCCGACUCUCGGUCGCGUUUUACUUGCGGCAUCGGAGUAUGGAAGUGACUGUCUAUCCGAUGUGAUCGACAUAAUCUCAUGCUUCAGUGUGGAGAACAUUUUCUUGAACACGACAUCGGAGGAAAAGAAGGAGGAGGCGGAGAAAGCGCGACGGGACCUUUAUCGGAGAGAGGGCGAUCAUCUCACCAUGCUUGCCACCGUGCAAGCCUACGCUCUGGAGAACACUGAUCGUAAGGCAUGGGCUGAGAGGCACAUGGUUUCGCACCGGGCAAUGCAAGCCGUAAUGGAUGUCCGUAAGCAGUUAAUUACUCAAUGUCGACAAGCAAAGCUCCUCCCCAACCCAAGUGACACUCGGGAUCCCUCCACAAAUUCCAUCACCCGAGAACCGUCGCCUAUUCACAUACUGAAGAGUUUCCUACGCGGCUUCUCUACCAAUACCGCCCGGCUUGUGCCGGACGGUAGCUACCGAACCGUUGUCGGGAACCAAACGGUGGCGAUCCACCCGUCCAGUGUGUUGUUUGGCAAGAAGGUCGAAGCCAUUAUUUACAAUGAGUUCGUCUUCACGAACCGCAGUUAUGCUCGGGGUGUGAGCGCAGUGCAGAUGGACUGGGUUGGGGAAGCGCUGGCCGGGCAAUAGAUUUCUUGAUCCUUUUUCUUCAUUUACUUUCUGUUUUCUGUUUUUAUUCCUUUUUUAUGACAUUUGGGGGCCUUGUACAGUUCAGCCCACUUGACAACCUUCCCGGUGUAGAAUUUAUACCCAAUGAUCUUUGUACAGGAUGCACAUGCGUAAUAGUCACUCUAUUCUAGAACUCCAAUACAAUUCCGAAGACCACAGUGCCACGGCUCCUUUCAGUUUGGGUUCUCCUUCUUCUCUAUUUCUCCCUUCUUGGUUUAAUAGAUUAGUACUCUGUUUUAGCGAGUGCUCG